AUGCAAUCUGCCGUACCACCAGACGAAUAUACCCAGAAUUUCAAGGGCCAGGUUGUCCUUCUCACCGGGGCUACUGGUAGCCUGGGCGGCUGCCUUCUGUACAAACUAGCCACACAAUUACCUACGAAGAAGGUAUUCGCCUUAUGUCGAGGCUCUGUCGGUGAAGCGAUCCGUAAGUGGGAAUCAAGCAUGCCGCAGCAAAUGGACGAUAUCCUCGACUCUGGCAAGGUUGAGUUGAUCACUGGAGACCUGUCCAGACCAGGCCUUGGAAUAGACCCCGUCAUCCGCUACAGAAUGCGCAAUGAAGUGACUUCGGUCAUCAACACAGUCGCAAAUAUCUCCUUGGUCGAGGACCUAGCCAAGUCCGUUCGGGACAAUUGCCAGACAGCUAUGGCACUGUUCCAAAUGGCAUCUGAAUUCCCCCACAUUCAGCUAUUCAUCCACUUCUCCAGUCUGGCUGUGAAUAGUUUUCUCCCAGCUGGUGUCGUCGAAGAGCGCCUGUAUCCAGCACCAAACCCCAACCCCGACCCAGUGGAGGACCUCGCCGGGUAUCCAGGCGCAGACUCCUCCAAGUUACCCGCAGACGAGAGAUACGCCUGGCCAUACGGGCAGGCGAAGCAUCUAGCAGAGCGCCUACUUCUUCGUCAGCCCUGUCCUAUCCCACUAUUGAUUAUACGACCAUCCGCCAUUGGACCAGCCAUCGCAGAGCCUUUCGCCUUGUAUGGUCCCGAGAAAGCAAUCCCCAUGCACACCCUUCUUCUCUGCUUCAGCAUGUCGGACCUCGACCGUGUUGGAAGCUCGGACCACAUUUUCGAGGAAGUCCCCGUCGACCUCGUGGCCAACUGCUGUCUGCUUCACCUGGCAAAUAAAACCACGGGUGUUGUGCAUUGUGCCUCGCCGCUGUACGUCCGCCAGACAGCGGCUGAUUUCAUGGCCACUGCGAAACAAUGUAUUUCUGCGUCAGAUAUUGCUGCCCUUUUCAGAAAGCCGCGGUCUUCUACGGCUCUCAUGUGGCAGACCAAGUAUAAGGUGGAGAAUAUGGAGGAGGCAAUAUCCUGGGAUGUCGAGUGCAAGCGAUCCGAGUAUCAGAAGCUGGUCACAGGCCCGUUGGCUCUUUGCCCGGUCGGACAUAAUCCUCAGUUACACCUGGAGCAGCGAAUUCAGAGGAUGUAUCGAGUACUGGUAGAUAACGGAGAGAACUCUAGUUAG
Molecule: messenger RNA, 1209 nt
Organism: Aspergillus versicolor CBS 583.65
Lineage: Eukaryota; Fungi; Ascomycota; Eurotiomycetes; Eurotiales; Aspergillaceae
Exons: 1
Coding region: 1-1209 (402 amino acids)
Biological process (GO): long-chain fatty-acyl-CoA metabolic process
Cellular component (GO): peroxisome
Molecular function (GO): alcohol-forming very long-chain fatty acyl-CoA reductase (NADP+) activity
Source: RefSeq, a predicted model, not a curated record